AAGUUAAGCGAGGGGCAAAGGUGUUGUCGACGGAGGAAGGGCAAGGCAGAUAGAGAGAAAUUUAGGGGAAGGGGAAAAAUAGAGAGAGAGAGAAAAGUAGCAGUGAAUUGAAUACUUGGAUUGAUCGAUUCAAGCAGAGGUUGGGAGAUGGGGAUUUCAUUCAAAGUUUCCAAUAAAGGUUCCAGAUUUCAUCAACGCAAACACCACCCGCAUAAACAAUCCACCACCGAUAAUCCUGCUGCUACUUGUACGCCUUCUGCUGCCGACGACGUCAUUCAACCUACUCUUCCCGUCAAACGUCAAAUUCAGACUUAUCUCCCCCAGGCAAAUCAGGAUGCUGAUCAUAUCUCCGAUUCCCAGGUCUCCUUCACAUUCAACCUCUUACCCGAUGGAUACUCUAUUACUAAACCCACCCAGAAUGAUAUCAGGAGUCAGACUAGCAACCUUCCAAAGUCUCAACGCCCAUAUGACACAACUUCUGACGCUCUCUUCACUGCAAUUGAGUCUGGCCGAUUGCCCGGUGAUGCUUUGGAUGAUCUACCAUGCAAGUACGUCGAUGGAUCACUUGUGUGCGAGGUAAGAGAUUAUAGAAACUGCAGUUCUGAGCCAGGAAUUGAUGUACCUUCUGCAAACAGUCCUGUUGUAAGUAAAGUACGUCUUAGGAUGUCAUUAGAGAAUGUAGUGAAGGAUAUUCCACUAAUCUCGAAUGAUGCAUGGACAUAUGGUGAUCUGAUGGAGGUGGAAUCCCGUAUAUUAAAAGCCCUACAGCCACAGCUUUGUCUGGACCCAACUCCCAAGUUGGACAGACUCUGUGAAAAUCAUGUAUCCUCCAAGCUAAAUUUUGCUCUGUGCCGUAUGCGAAGAAAAAGAUUAAGACAGAUUCCAGAAGCUACUACAUCUAAUAAUAAGAUCCAUGGAAAGAAAACUCGCAUUGAUGGAUUGCCAGAAAACUCGAGCUACAGAUUGGCAGAUAGCGGAACUACAAUGCAGCCGCAUGUGAAUGAGAAUUUUGCUAUACAAAACGGUGGUCCAAGCAAUAUGCUUCCCUUGAGACCUAGAAACGUGAUGCCUGAAGCAUCUGUUCCAACAUCAUCUCUUGGAUCACACCAAUCAAAAUAUCAGAUGGGUGUCGGGAACAGUAAGAUCUAUCAAGAUUCUGGGGCGGGGCCGAUUUCGAAUGCACCAGGUGGUUCUCCUGCCGGGCAGGAUAUGUUGAGCUCAUAUACUGAUAAUAUGAACACUACUGCAUCUUCCUUUCAUGGCAAGAGAGAAAAUCAAGAUGGACAAUUGUCACCGUUAUCCAGCUUAAAUAAGAGGGCCAGGCUCUCGCAAGUGGGUCUGGAUGGCGGCCAGCAGCAGCAUAUAGGGCAACAAAUGGAUGGGUUCCAUGGAACGGACUCGCACUGGAAGAAUACACUAAUGCAGCAGCAAACAAUGGGAAGGGGGCUUCAGUAUGCUAAUCCUGGAAUGCAGAGGUAUCCUCAGCAGAUGUUUGAGGGGGGUUUUAGUCAGGAGGGUGGGGCUUUGCCGUUGACUGGGGGGCAGCAAGGACUAAGAUAUGGUUUAAAAGAGGAGCCAGUUGAAAUUGAGAGAAUGGAGAAGUCAGAUAUAAGUGGAAGCAAAAUUGACAUGCAUAUGAUGGAAGGUGAAAUGAAUCGCAUGGACUCUCAGCAGUCACGACAACAGCACCGGUUACCACAAAUGCGAUCCAGUUUCCCUCAGACACCAUGGAAUAGUUUAGGGCAGCCACUUGAAAAUAUUUCUAGAAAGGAGGACCAAUUUCAGAAAAGAAAAUUGGUUCAGAGUCCCCGUGUCUCUGCUGGGGGUUUGCCUCAGUCUCCCUUGUCUUCAAAAUCCGGAGAAUUUUCUAGUGGAUCUGUCGGAGCCCAUUUUGGCGCUGUUGCGGCAACAGCUGCUUUUGGUUCAUCUCAAAAGGAGAAAGCUGUCACCUCUGUUCAUGCAAUUGGUGGCACUACCUCUUUGGCUUCCAGUGCUAACGAUUCAAUGCAUCGACAACAACAGGCACAAAAUGCUGCAAAACGGAGAUCAAGCUCCCUCACAAAAACCCCUUUAAUGAGUGGAGUUGGGUCUCCUGCAAGUGUUAGUAAUAUGGGUGUUCCACUGAAUGCAAGCAGCCCUCCAGUUGGGACACCACCUUUAGGUGAUCAAAUCAUGCUUGAUAGGUUCACCAAAAUUGAGCUGGUAACUGCAAGGUUUAAAGUCAAUUGCAAAAAGAACCGAGUGGAUGACCAUCCCUUAAAAAAAUCUAAUAUAUAUUCAGCUCAGCAGCUAAUGCAUCAUCUGUCCAGUGACGCAAAUACUGAGAAUCUGAAAGAUGAAUCAUGUAAGAUGCCCUUGUCAAAGUCCCUUGUUGGUGGAAGCAUGAAUGUUUGCAAGACUAGAGUCUUGAAUUUCGUGCCACCAGAUCGUUCUGUCCAAGUUGUGGCUAAAUCACGAAAUAGAAUGAUCAUGUCCGAGAAGCCCAACGAUGGUACUGUAGCAAUGCAUUAUGGAGAAAUAGAAGAUGCUGAUUACUUGGCAGCAGAGGAUUAUCUCCCGACAUUGCCCAAUACUCAUAUUGCAGACUUACUGGCAGCUCAGAUAUGCUCAAUGAUGAUACGGGAAGGAUAUACAGUAGAAGACCAUGUCCAACCAAAACCUGUCCACAUGAAUCGUGCCCCUGGUAGCUAUUCUAAUGCAACUGGUAUUCCUACUAAUGCUUCAGCUAUUGAAAUGCAUGCAACAGAAGCGGUUUCUACCCAGCCAUCUAAUGAGAUUACAAAGCCAUCUAAUGGUGGCAUGUCAUCUCUAAACUCUUCCCAGAAUAUGUCCAGCACAAGGAUGUUGCCUUCCGGAAAUACACAACCCUUACAGAUCUCUCAAGGACUACUUGCUGGGGGUUCAAUGCCCUCUAAAUUUCAACAACCUGAUAGUCAACAAUCUCUACAGCAGCAGCUUCACCAAAACCAACAGCAAUCCUUGUUGCAACAGCAGCACCAUCAGUUCCAAAGGUCACCCUUAAUGCUAGCUGCAAAUCCACUCUCACAUUUGAGUACAAUGGGACAGAGUUCAAGUAUGCAGCUGGGUAAUCAGAUUGUCAAUAAACCUUCUCCUCUUCAACUUCAGAUGCUGCAGCAGCAACAGCAGCAACUGCAAUCACAGCAGCCACAAAUGCAGAGAAAGAUGAUGAUGGGAAUUGGAAAUGUGGGCAUGGGAAAUAUGGGUAAUAAUAUGGUUGGACUUCAAGGCUUAGGCAAUAUGAUGGGCAUGGGUGCAUCCAGGGGAGUCGGAGGAGCUGGUAUAUCGGCACCAAUGGGCUCUAUCUCUGGACUGAAUAAUGUUGGUCAAAGUACAAUGAAUUUGAGCCAGGCAGCAAAUAUCAGCAAUGCCAUUACCCAGCAACUUCGUUCUGGCCAACUAACUCCAGCACAAGCAGCUCUCAUGGCGACAAAACUUAGAAUGCAGAACAGGACAAACAUGUUAGGCAGUGCACAAUCAAACAUUGGUGGAAUGUCAGGAGCUAGACAGAUGCAUCCGGGAUCUACUGGUCUUUCAAUGUUAGGCCCGACACUCAAUCGAGCUACUAUUAGUCCAAUGCAAAGAACAGGGAUGGGACCAAUGGGCCCACCAAAGUUGAUGAAUGCUUACAUGAAUCAGCAACAGCAGCAGCAGCAGCAACAACAACAGUUGCAAUUGACUCCGCAACAAAUGCAGCAGUUCCAGCAGCAACAACUACAGCAGCAGCAACAGCAGCAGGAAACAUCUCCACUACAAGCUGUCACAUCUCCUCCACAGGUUGGUUCACCUUCAAACAUGGGAAUUCAACAGCAACUGAACCCACAAUCCCAACAACAGCAACAGGAUAGUUCACAGCAAAUGAGCCAGCGGACACCGAUGAGCCCUCAAAUAAGUUCUGGUGCUAUGCAUCCCUUGAGUGCUGGCAAUCAAGAAGGUUGUCCAGCAAGCCCUCAGUUGAGCUCACAAACCUUGGGUUCUGUUGGUAGCAUCACAAAUUCUCCCAUGGAGUUGCAAGGUGGGAACAAGACAACCUCUGCUGGGAAUUCAUAGUUCGGGUAAUAUAUGGAUGUAUCCUGGUCGAAAUCUCCUCUAUCUGUUGACAAGAUGAUAUUGUGUGAAAGAUGAUGCACUGGCUGGAAAUCAGUGUCAACUUGGCAUAAACAAUUUUAAAGGAAUGUAGCCUUCCAAACUCAGAACAAAAAAUGAUGCAUGUAUACUUUGGUCCCUCCAAUGGCAGGCUGUUCCUGUAAUCAGAUAAAGCUGCAGUAGAUCAAGUACAUAAACAUUGUGUCGAUUAUUUAAAAUUAUGCUAUCAUACGCAAUAAAGUUGAAUGUUUCAUUUAA
This is a messenger RNA of Daucus carota subsp. sativus, 4362 nucleotides long. RefSeq names its product protein PHYTOCHROME-DEPENDENT LATE-FLOWERING. The record is from RefSeq and is a predicted model, not a curated record. Gene Ontology annotation, biological process: regulation of transcription by RNA polymerase II. The transcript is spliced from 12 exons. Gene Ontology annotation, molecular function: transcription coregulator activity. Lineage: Eukaryota; Viridiplantae; Streptophyta; Magnoliopsida; Apiales; Apiaceae. The coding region runs from base 148 to 4068 and encodes 1306 amino acids. Gene Ontology annotation, cellular component: SAGA complex.